Molecule: messenger RNA, 2070 nt
Organism: Ramularia collo-cygni
Lineage: Eukaryota; Fungi; Ascomycota; Dothideomycetes; Mycosphaerellales; Mycosphaerellaceae
Exons: 2
Coding region: 1-2070 (689 amino acids)
Biological process (GO): positive regulation of transcription from RNA polymerase II promoter by galactose; DNA-templated transcription
Cellular component (GO): nucleus
Molecular function (GO): DNA-binding transcription factor activity, RNA polymerase II-specific; RNA polymerase II cis-regulatory region sequence-specific DNA binding; zinc ion binding
Source: RefSeq, a predicted model, not a curated record
AUGCCAGCAGACCGCAGCGCGAGAAGAGGCACGGCCGAAAAGGCGUGCAAUGAGUGCCAGAGAAGAAAGACGAAAUGCACACUCAGCGAAGACGGUUCCCAUUGUGGUUUUUGCCGACGAGCCGGAAAGGCCUGCGUGUUUGAGGAACCACCGCAAAGAACCCCUCUCACGCGGCAGAAUCUUGACCAGGCUGAAGCACGAUGUCGACAAUUAGAACUGAUGCUCCAGCAGCAGCGUGAGACUGCCAUGCCUUCAGAUUCGAGUAGUGCGGCCGAACACCAACAAACAACGCUGAGGGCGAACAAUCCGGGAGAGGGUAUCGCAGACUACGAGUGGAAUGAAGCAACGGAUCCCGAGGCGCGAGAGCAGUCGUCUGAUAGUGAUCAUGCAAGAGAUGGUAUGGGAGCGCUCACCAGUCGAAAAUCAGGCUCGGGCUAUUUAGGCACGAGCUCCGGUCACGAACUCUUACAGUCCGUUUCAUCUUUUCUUCCCCCCUCCACCAGCGCCGUCCGGCGGAGCGAACGAGCGCCGCAUGAAACGCCAAUGUCCAACUCGUCUGCACCUGGCCUUCCGCACUUGUAUUCAAGCUCUCUUUCAACCGCUUUCAUCCAAGAGCAGCUGAUUUCGGCGUACUUUGCAAAGUACAACACCAGCUAUCCGAUCUUGCAUGAGAAAUCAUUCCGUGAUCAAUGCAGUACCCGAAAAUCGUUGCCUCGCAGCUCUUCAUGGCACAUUACGUACUAUGCUGUCCUGGCUAUGGGUGAGUGGGUUUCUGGCAGUGGCACCGAUGAUCAACCAUCCCUCUACUACGAGGCUGCAAGAUCAUUGCUGAAGCCCGAAGUUCUCGAGUCGGGUUCUAUCAACGGUGUGCAAUCCUUCUUGAUCCUUGGCAACUACCUGCAGAAGACGGAUCGUCCCAAUACAGGAUACAACUACUUGGGUCUGGCUUUGAGACUAGCCAUGGGUCUUGGUCUGCAUCGAGAGCUACCCAGUACUUCGCCCGCGAGCCCUUUUAAAAGACAUCGCCGACGAAUCGUUUUCUGGGUCCUGUACUGCUUCGAUAGCUGGUUUAAUAUCACCACCGGAAGGCCAUCGUUGCUGUCCGAUGCAAAUUUCGACGUACAGAUGCCGCAGAACGUUGAGGAAGAGGCGCUUGACAGUUCGGGGAGAUUGAUCGAUGUGACUGGUCCAACAACAUGCUCUCUAAUCACCGCUUUGGCUCGUUUGACCAAGAUCGCGAACAAAGUGUACAAUGAGGUGAUCUGUGCAGGCUCGUGCGCAGAUGUAGAUCAUCUGACCGUUGUGAUGGAGCACAUGAUACAAAACUGGCAAUCAGCUUUGCCAGCUUACAUGACCAGUGCAAACGUCCCGGCCUGGUUUCUCGGUCCUAGACAGACGAUCCACUGGAAAGCGGCGAAUCUCCGUAUCUUGCUACUCCUGGCAAGUCAAAGACAUCGAACAGAUGAGUUCGAGAAGCUGGCCGUUGGAUCAAGGUGUCAGGAAGUCGCUGUGUCCUCCAUCAGUGACAUUGCUACUUUCUGUGAUCAUCAUCCAGACCAUUUACACAGUGGAUUGGCCUGGUAUGCGGUCUACUUCACCUUACAGGCGAUGCUCUCUUUUACGUCUCAGUGUGUAUAUCGUUGGCGUGCUGGUCGGCAGUUCGACGACGUGGACACGCAACACUAUGAAAACACGGCGUCCAUGGCUGUGAAUUGCAUCGAAGCUCUCCAGGCAAAGAACGCUGCAGCAAAUCGAGCAUACCGCAUCAUCCAUCGUCUUCGAGACGUUGUCAGGCAGACUAGUGGUAUCAUUCCGCUUGAUGCAACCCUCCAGGCGGGCAUGAGUUCGCAUGGAGUUUCUGAUGGAUCGAAUGGUCUUCAGGUCAACAAUGGCAUGCAGCACAUCCUUGGUCCUCAAGACCCACCUACAGACCCGAGCAGUAUUCCUCUCGACUAUGAUCAAGCGAUUCCCAAUCUCGUCCUGGCUGAAUGGGGCAAUGCGGCGGAUUUGUCGCUGCACAGUCUUUUCAAUGGUAUGGACGAUUUCGGGGCGGGGGAUCUCUAUACGUAG